AUGGACGCAGAGAGUCUUAUUCAACACGUUGAACGAGACAUGGAGGCCACUUCAUUGCCCUUAUCUGUGACCGCCGACUGGCUGGAGGACGGAAACGAGACGACUGGGAAUCAGUUCCAGCAGCCCGACUGGCAGGUGGCUCUGUGGGCUAUAGCGUACUCCCUCAUCAUCCUGGUGUCCAUCACUGGGAAUGUCACAGUGAUCUGGAUUAUCCUCGCUCACAGACGCAUGAGGACUGUAACCAACUACUUCAUUGUCAACCUGGCCUUCUCUGACGUUUCCAUGGCAACCUUCAACACUCUUUUCAACUUUGUGUAUGCGCUUCACAACGACUGGUACUUUGGCCUGGGCUACUGCCGAUUUCAGAACUUCUUCCCCAUCACCGCAAUGUUUUCAUCAAUAUACUCGAUGGCUGCCAUCGCAGUGGACAGGUACAUGGCCAUCAUCCACCCUCUGAAGCCCCGCCUGUCCUCCACCUCUACAAAGGUUGUGAUUGCUGUGAUUUGGAUUGUAGCCAUUUCAUUGGCUUUCCCUCAGUGCUACUACAGCGUGACAAGAUUUUAUUACCCCAGAACUGUGUGCAUGGUCGACUGGCCUGAUGAUUAUGGAGGAAAACAUCAACUAAGUUACCAGUUUGCGGUGAUAUUGCUGAUCUACUUGCUCCCUCUGCUGGUGAUGCUGGUGACCUACAGUCUGGUCGGCCAGUCGCUGUGGGGUGGACAUAUCCCCGGAGAGGCAACAGACCAUUACCACAGCCAGAUAACAGCCAAGAGAAAGGUAGUGAAGAUGAUGGUUGUCGUGGUGGUGACCUUUGCCCUCUGCUGGCUGCCCUACCACAUCUACUUCAUAUUGGGAUCGUUUAACAGAGACAUUUAUAAGCAACAUUACAUCCAACAGGUGUACCUGGCCAUAUUCUGGUUGGCGAUGAGUUCGACCAUGUACAAUCCCAUCAUCUACUGCUGUCUAAACCAAAGGUUUCGUGCUGGUUUCCGUCAUGCAUUUGCUUGGUGUCCCUUCGUCAAAGUGUCAGAGGAGGACAAGAUGGAAUUGCAGCACACACACACCUUCAGAGUCACCAUGACACGCAGUCACCGCAACGACAUCUCAUACGGACACACCUCGAUGAAAACAAACAGCACCAAUGACUCAAACUUGAGAAACACAGAGCAAGACACUUGCAUGCAGCUUAAAGACCCCAUGUCGUCAAAAACACACAACGCACACAACGCACAUGUGGUGAGGAGGCCGGAUGAUACAAAAUCACCAGCUGCCAAACUUAUGGAGCACAACUACUGA
Messenger RNA from Seriola dumerili (greater amberjack), 1296 nucleotides. RefSeq names its product tachykinin receptor 2 (gene tacr2). Gene Ontology annotation, cellular component: plasma membrane; sperm midpiece. Gene Ontology annotation, molecular function: substance K receptor activity. Gene Ontology annotation, biological process: G protein-coupled receptor signaling pathway; positive regulation of flagellated sperm motility. The transcript has 7 exons. The record is from RefSeq and is a predicted model, not a curated record. NCBI's taxonomy places the organism in Eukaryota, Metazoa, Chordata, Actinopteri, Carangiformes, Carangidae. Bases 1 to 1296 code for a protein of 431 amino acids.